AUCUGGGCGGAGGGAGCUAGAAAGUUCGCAUUAUUGAAUUGUGAUGUUCGGAUUUAUGCAUCAUUCGUUGUAAAAACCCGACCAGUUGUUCGAACAACUUGCACAAGUAUGAUAUCGCGGAUACUCCAUAGAGGUGAUUUUUUCAACCUGGGGACGAACUUGAUGCUGUGUUUUCUCUGUGGGAUGACAUCGGGAGAUCCUACAACAGGAAGUGCAUUUGGCUUGAUGACAAAAUAUCCUUUGAUUGAUGGACAUAAUGACCUAGCUUUGAUGCUGAGGAUUCUCCACGACAACAGACUGAGUCAGGUUGACCUGCACAACAUCAGCAAAGUGGCCACGGACAUCAACAGACUCACAACGGGACAUGUCGGCGCUCAGGUGUUUGCAGCCUACGUGUUGUGUGGCGCCCAGGCGAAGGAUGCUGUGAGGCUCACACUGGAACAGAUAGACGUGAUCAACCGUAUGUGUACAGAGAACCCGGAACUGGAGCUAGUUACAUCUGCCAAAGGACUAAAUGACACUAAGAGGAUAGCGUGUCUGAUCAGCAUUGAGGGAGGUCAUUCUAUAGACAGCAGCCUGCCAACCCUGCGUAUGUUUUACCAGCUGGGGGUUCGCUCCAUGGCCCUCACACACACCUGCAACACGCCUUGGGCUGAGUCCUCCUCAACAAUUUAUGAUGUCUAUCAAAGAGAAAAUGACAGCCUAACAGACUUCGGUAAGGAUGUGGUGAAGGAGAUGAACAGAUUGGGGAUGAUAGUAGACCUGUCCCAUAGUUCCUGGGCCACAGCCAGGGCAGUACUGCAGAUCUCUAAGGCUCCAGUUAUUUUCAGCCACUCCUCAGCCCAUGCCGUGUGUAACCACAGUCGCAAUGUUCCUGAUGACCUGCUCCGCGAACUGAAGGAGAAUGGAGGACUCAUCAUGGUUAAUCUGCACAGUGGGUUUGUGGCUUGCCAUGGCCAAGCCAAUGUCUCCAUCGUGGCUGACCAUUUUACCCACAUUAGGAAGGUGGUUGGAUCUGAGUCAAUAGGAAUAGGAGGGGACUUUGAUGGAGCUUCUAAGUUUCCUCUUGGAUUAGAGGAUGUGUCCAAGUAUCCCGCUCUGAUCCAGGAGCUGCUGAAGAGACACUGGACAGAGAACGAGUUGUCCGGGGUCCUCAGACACAACUUCUUACGUGUGUUCAAGGAGGUCGAGAAAGAGCGUGACAGGCAGAAAGCGAAAGGAACUCUCCCCAGUGAAGCUCAGAUCGACUUGGCUGAGGUUCAGAACCCCUGCAGACUGGUACUCAGGCGACCUGACCACCAGACGACAAAGAUGGAACAGAUGUACUCCAAGGGCCACAGUGAACUGGUGGUCCCCAGGAGUCUGGUCUGGACCAUGGUUAUUCUAAUCUCCUGCCUCUGUGUCCUGAUGGACCAUUAAGACUAUAAUAUGGCCUCGAUUCAAUCAGAUCCAGUGGUAACCCAUGUUGACCGAUAUCCCCAUAGCGGAUGUUUUGGCAGUAUUGGAGGUGUAGCUGCAGUGUGAGCUGACAAAUAAGUGUGUGGCUGCUCUUUUGUGUCACCAACCACUCCCUUCCUUAUUAUCCCUACGCAUUAGAUGUUCAAAAGGACAAAAGAAAGUGCAGGCUCUAUCGACAAUAGAUAUUAUGAAAUGCAUGUUUUCAUUUGGAUGGGGGGGAUUUAUCAGUCUAUGUAGACAAUAGACCAUUACGCGUUAGAGUGUUUGAACUUGUAAUGUGGCUACAUGAAUUUCUAACUCGGCUGCAUGGGAUUUGUGGAUAUAAAGUCGGUGUGGUUUCAUUGCAUCCAAUGACAGUGUCCCCGAUAAUGUAACAUAAGGAGCAGUUCUAACACAGUUCCACCUUUGACACUGCCAAAACAACCGGAUUUCGGCUAGCACGGAUCUGAUAGGAAUUUAGCCCUUAGUGUUACUAAACUAGCAGUGCUUGACACCUCAAAUUCUCUACUGCUUGAGCUCGUUUUACUCUUAUAGAAUAUUAGCUCAAAAGUAUAGUGGAGCUCCUGCACCUAAAUAUAAACAGUACUUGCACCCAAAAUGAGUACCGGAACCUAUUUAGUAGUACUACUAGUGUUGUAUUACAAUACACUAUCCACUACAAAAAUGUUUCUCCGACAGUGACAAGCCUAGCUUUAACGUGUUUACUGUGUCACUUGCUUACAUGUGAUCUUCCCUACAAAGAACUUUACCAAAUUUUUUAGUUUUGGUCAUUUUGAUCUUGAAGGAGUUGUAUAUUUACACAAUGCUCUGCACGCACUUUAUACUAUAUUACAUUGAGUUUCAUGUAACAAUCACUUUUAACUCUUUUUACAUAUCUCAUUCUAAAAAUAUCUCUGUGUUAUGUUUGUUUAAUGAUACAAUCAAGGCCACAAGGUCAUACUGAGGCAUUUACAAACUAUCUGUAUUUCUCUGAGGACACAGACCUUGAUGUCCAUCACACAAACCUGGGUUUCACAAUGAAACUGUUUCAUAGAAAGACCAUUUCAUCUUAAAAUUAACAUUCAUGUAACAUUUUCUCACAAGUGUGUACAGUGAAACAGUAUGUAACAUGUUAAUAUACUGUAAUGCCUCCUACAAUCAUCUCAGGAAUGUUGUAUUCUGUAUUCAUAGGUUAUAUCGUAUUUAUUUUGCUUUUCUCUUAAGUAAAUAAUGCUUUGAGUUUUCUGUUUUUCUACCAUCUUAUUUUAUGAACACAUUGAUAUAUCUGAAGUCAAGAUAGUUCAAUUCUGGUUGAAUAGGGAAAUUAAUCAUGAUUUUAUUGCUAAGUUCAGAUAAAUACUCUUCGCCUUUACAGCUCUUGCAGUCUACAGGAAAGAAAAGGAAAUGUGUGCAUCUGCUACUCUGUUCAGGUGGCCCUGUAAGUAGUCUUCAUGCCUAUAAUAAUGACUUUUGUACAGAAAUAGCAGAUUAAAUGUAAUGUAUAAUUGUCAAUGAAUUAAAACCUCUUCUCUUUCAACAA
This is a messenger RNA of Salvelinus namaycush (lake trout), 2977 nucleotides long. Its product is annotated as dipeptidase 2-like. The transcript has 11 exons. Gene Ontology annotation, molecular function: metallodipeptidase activity. The coding region runs from base 109 to 1419 and encodes 436 amino acids. Lineage: Eukaryota; Metazoa; Chordata; Actinopteri; Salmoniformes; Salmonidae. The record is from RefSeq and is a predicted model, not a curated record. Gene Ontology annotation, biological process: proteolysis.